This is a messenger RNA of Zophobas morio, 1499 nucleotides long. RefSeq lists its product as uncharacterized. The coding region runs from base 324 to 1406 and encodes 360 amino acids. The transcript has 6 exons. The record is from RefSeq and is a predicted model, not a curated record. NCBI's taxonomy places the organism in Eukaryota, Metazoa, Arthropoda, Insecta, Coleoptera, Tenebrionidae.
UACUCCUACAAAAGAAUAAAAGUGCAUGUAAGUGCAACUUCACAUCAAACUGUUGCCAACUCAGUUAAAACAAAACAAAACGUCAUUUCGUAAAGAACAAAAAUUGCGUUUCAAAUAAAACGAUCCAACGUUUUUUAGACAUAAUACGAAAUAAAAUCACCGGCUAUAACCCCGCCACAACCAGACAGCGCGUUACGGGAUUUUCAGGACUGCUGAUGUCAUCUAUUGGAAGACAUUCGGCGUAUUUUUCAAAUUGUUAAAAAUACUUCAAAUUUAUUUUUUAUGAUUUUUUCUUUACAAAGUACAUAGUAUUAUGCAGAAGAAUGGCUUCUUUGAGCGCAUUAUUAUGCAAAAAAAUUGAAAAACCAAUACGAUUACCCAUUUCGACGAAAUGCCUUAAUUAUACCAGUUUUGCGAAAAUGAUGGAGUACAAGAGAUGUUAUAGAAUUUUGGGAAUUCCCGAAGAUAGUGAUCAAGAGGAGAUUCGACGAGCUUAUUUGAAAUUAGUUAAAAAAUAUCACCCUGACAGCGGAACAGCAGAGGCUGACGCGGAUAAAUUUUCAGAAAUUGAUAAAGCCUUUAAAAUUUUGCUUAAUAAAAAAUCCACGGAACGAUGGGACGUAGAACAUGAUACUGUCAGAGAACAGGACAUCAAGCAUACAGCGCCACAACACAGACAAUAUUUAAGUUAUGAUGGUAUUGGAAUGGGGACUCCAUUUCAACGCCAGAAGCAGUAUACGAAGGUGCGUGCAAUUCAAGCGGCUGAAAAUGUUUUAAAACAUCGUAUAUCAAAAAUUUCUGCGGAAGAAGGAGCUGUUCUAGCAAAACAACCUGUAAAACACAAUAUUAAAACUAAAUAUGGUUUGGACCGCCUUGUAGAGGAUUUAAUUCAAGAAUCUAUGUCUAAAGGUGAAUUUAGUAAUUUGUCUGGCUCAGGAAAACCUCUUCCGAAUCACCAAAAUAGAAAUCCAUAUGUAGACUUUGUUACUCAUAAAUUAAAUGAAGUUUUAAUUGACAAUGGGUUUACUCCUGAGUGGAUUACUUUACAAAAGGAAAUUAGAGAAGAAAUACAAGAAUUGCGGAAGGGUAUUGCAUUGGAAAGGUCCCAUUUAGGAUCUUACCCUUUGAAUUCAGAUGAAAACGUAGAAUGGUGUAAUAUUGUUUGUAAAUAUGAGAAAUUGACUGAUCAGAUCAAUAAGAAAAUUACUAAGUUUAAUUUAGUUGUGCCCAUUAUGGACAAGCAAAUGAUACAAAUUAGCUUAGAGAAUGAAUCACAAAAAGUUUUAAUUAAUGGAUUACAUAGUCAAAAGCGAAACGUCGCCGAAAAAGAAACCGACAGAGGAAUUGCAGCAACAGCUGAAUCAAUUAAUUUGUUUCAUUUUAUAGAUUUAUUAUUUAAGAAAUAAGUAUUUGUUGCAAAGUUUAGGGAAAUUUUAAGUUUGAGCCAAAUUUUUCAUUUGUACCAAUUUCGGCAACAAGAAAAAACUAACAAAUGACAA